Molecule: messenger RNA, 2503 nt
Organism: Westerdykella ornata
Lineage: Eukaryota; Fungi; Ascomycota; Dothideomycetes; Pleosporales; Sporormiaceae
Product: FAD-binding domain-containing protein
Exons: 6
Coding region: 234-2270 (678 amino acids)
Molecular function (GO): FAD binding; oxidoreductase activity
Source: RefSeq, a predicted model, not a curated record
AAUCCACUCAUAGGCUUUAUGCCGUCGCUAUAUUUUCUUGUCCUCUGGCUGCCAUCUAUCCAGAAUAGGACAUAUGCUAUGCAAAUCUGCACAUUGCAAGGAUGACUACAUCUCCGCCAGGGAACCCACAUCCUCCUCACGCAGCAACAUGCAGGAGCGCAAAUUAAAUUACCCGGAAUCUGGUAACAUAGGGAAGAAGCGCAUGUCCGAGGCAUCCCACAUGGGAUUGGAAUAUGGAUGUGCAUUGUGGGGUAACAGGAAUCGAAAGGAUGGGGAUGUACUUAAGCUCACUAUCCAGACUUCCACGUAUAGGUAACUAUUCCGCCACAAUGUUAUCAUCACUUCCUUUAUAUCUCGCCUUCCUUACCUCCGCCUUAGCCGUCAACUUCGAAUGGGAAACCACCCAACUCACCCCUGAGGAAGUGAACGACUACUACCAUUUUCGGUUCGAGGAACAACAGGAUUGGCCACGGCGUAGGGAGUGCAAAGCCAUCCCAGACGAGAAAGAUAAGCUAGGGAUUUGGGCCGACUUUGAGGAAUGGUUGGAAGGCGCUCUUCUAAAGCCAGCGCCAUUGGCUUCGGUGUGUUAUUAUGGGUUGCAGUAUGAUGCCGCACAGUGUGAGCAGCUUCGACGGUCGUGGACUUCGAUGAACCUCCACUCGAAUCAUCCCAGCUCCGUCAUGUCCCAGUGGUCUUCUGGCAGCUCAUGCGUGCCGACAACUGAGCCGAACUCGACAUGUACUCUAGGCGGAUAUCCGGUGUUUGUGGUCAAUGCUACGACAGUGCGACACAUUCAACUAGCCGUCAAUUUUGCACGGCAGAUGAAUUUCAGACUGGUUAUCAAAAAUUCCGGGCAUGAUUUCAACGGCAAAUCCAUCGGCGGCAACGCUCUCAGUAUAUGGGUGCAUAAUCUCAAGGGAUACAAGUUUUAUGAGAAUUAUACAACGCCCAGCUAUUCGGGGCCCGCAGUAGCGUACGCUGGAGGUUUUCAGUCACUGGAGGUUCCUGCGGUGAGUGAGCGGCACAAUGUCACUAUUAUUACUGCGGGCGGUCCAACCGUUGGGAUUGCUGGAGGGUUUCUCCAAGGUGGAGGCCAUUCUAGCUUUACAAGCUACUAUGGCUUGGCUGCCGAUCAUGUGUUGAGUAUUCAGGCUGUCGUGGCCAGCGGACACUUCGUCACUUGCAGUGAAACCGAGAAUCCGAACCUCUUCUGGGCCUUCAGAGGCGGUGGCGGCGGCACCUUCGGCGUCAUCACGUCAGUGGUUGUAAAAGCGUUUCCUCGCACACCCAUCACUUCCGGGAGCAUUACCUUCUCCACUGUGCCGCCCCCCGGCUCCAACCAGACCGCAAUCUCUCUUGAGACGUUCUGGAUGGGGAUGAGAGCACAUUGGGCAUUUGUCCACAAAAUCGUUGAUGCCGGUGGCUUGGGCUACAACUUCAUCCGCCACACCCGCAACGGAAACACCACGGGCCUCACUUACACAACCUCCAUUUCCCUCCCAAACAGUUCCCCAGCCGAAUACCGCGCCCUGGUCCGCCCACACCUAGAAGAACUCAACGCCCUGGGCAUCUCCAUCCCUAUCCCCUCUGCCCUCGCCGUAAAACGCUCCUACACGUACCACCCAUCCGCAGACUCCUCGCUCGGAGCUCCCCCAACCCAUCUGGCCCCUCGCGCCCUAGGCGACGUAACCGGCCACACACACAUCGCCUCUCGCCUCUUCUCCCGCUCCAACUUUGCCCCCGGCGCCAACCUGGAAGCUUUACAUCAAGCCAUUCGAAACAUGGUCGACGCCGACAAAGGCGGCUACACGUUCCACGGGAUGAACUACGGGCCCUCACUGCCCGUUUCCGGCAACCCAAACAAUGCCGUUAAUCCCGCGUUCCGCACCGCGCUCAUGCAUGCGCAGGCGUACGAGGAGAACGCUUGGUGGGACACUACUGCUCCGGUGCGUAGUCGCGAGGAGUUGAAAAAGAGGCACGAUAGACUGCAGUUCUACAUGGAUACGUAUUGGAAGGCGAUUACCCCGGGUGGCGGCAGUUAUAUGAAUGAGGGAGAUAUGCAGGAGCCGGAUUGGCAGCAGGCGUUUUAUGGGAGCAAUUAUGCGCGGUUGAAGCAGAUUAAGAGGAAGUGGGAUAGGCAUGGCUUGUUUUGGGUUAUUGGGGGUGUGGGGAGUGAGGAGUGGGAGAUUAGGGAGUCGAAGGGAGGGAAGAGGAGGGAGGGAUUGGUUACGCAGGAUGGGGUGUUGUGUCCGGUUGAGAGAGGGUCGUGAGUGCGGAUAUGAGAAGACACUUGACGCAUCUGACGUCACAGGUUUUAGUGGACCCAAUCCCUGACGCUGUAAAGUCCAGUCCAUCAGGAUAUUGGGAGGGUGGUUUUCCCGCAUUAGACUGGAAUUCAGAUAAUAUAUCACGUCAGCAUGGGAAUUAGAGGCGAGAUACAAACACGGCUUGCAUCUCAAUAAUCGAACAUGCCUCACUCCCACCUAAUCUGGACUGCCCGUCC